Molecule: messenger RNA, 4608 nt
Organism: Alosa sapidissima (American shad)
Lineage: Eukaryota; Metazoa; Chordata; Actinopteri; Clupeiformes; Clupeidae
Gene: ccser2b
Product: coiled-coil serine-rich protein 2b
Exons: 13
Coding region: 660-4145 (1161 amino acids)
Biological process (GO): microtubule bundle formation
Cellular component (GO): microtubule cytoskeleton
Molecular function (GO): microtubule binding
Source: RefSeq, a predicted model, not a curated record
GUCUCGUUGUGUGUUCUUGACUACGUCAGCGUCAGCUGUGCUAGCGUGUAGUUCAUAGAAAAAAAAUCUGGAGCACAAGUAAAGGAACACCGCCUGCCAGACGGACACACAACCCCAGCGAGUACUGCAGUCGGAAAGCGAUCGUGAUCGUUACCUACAGUAGGCUAUAUAUUUAUGGAGCGCACUAUACAGCAAUCCACAAUGAAGUAGAUCAAUGUAGAGGAAUAGAAGGCUAUGUUUGCAUUUUAUUAAAAACAUUAACACUAGAGCAUAGCAAGCUAUCUACCACCCCACGAGCUGUGCUGCCUUUUGUCGCUGGGAAAACCAAAGGAGGAAAGGAUUUAUCAACAAGUUCCCACCAUAAGUGGAAUGACCACCGUAGGGUCCCCGUGUCCUGCCCUGACGUGAGCGCUCUCUGUACUCUGUGUGAGUCUCCUUUGUGGAGGUGAGGCGCUGUGUCUUGUGAUGCCUGCUGUGGCUGAGGGCAAACUGGACCAUCUGGCUCGCACAGACGCUACCAGAGCCGAGGCCCUGUGCUCAUUUACGCCCCAAAUGAAGCUCGUCUCCACUUCAGCUGCCCCAGGGAGCACAGGAGCAACUCACUAAAGUCAUCCAGACGCUCGGGUCAGCUGCGAUCUCCAUGGUCGUGCAGGUAGCUGAUGGAAGAUCAGGCACUCCGACAGCCCGUCAUGGUCUCCAGGCUGCCCAAGUUUGGCUCCAGACCCCCAGGGGGCGCCCACCAGCCCGUGCCCAACGGCUCCGCCAUCCCCUCUGUGCCCGCCGGGGGCAAAGCACUGGCACCAGCGCGGCAGAAUGGCAUAGUGCGCCCACCCCCCACCCUCUCCUACAAGUGGAAAGAGAAGGUGGAGCCUGAGGAGGGGAGAGCUGGAGCUUAUCGCCCCCAGCACCAGCAGAGGGCGCCCAUCACGGCGCGGGAGAUAAAGAGGCCAACGGUUCCCGUGGCGAUGCCAGUGCGUCGCUCCGCGCCGUCCGUCGCCAGUCCCUUCUACAGAGCUACCCAUCAGCCCGCCCAUCAGCCCGCCCCCUCGCGCCUCGUGGCCAAUCACGGCCUGUCGAACGGCUUGAUGCCAGGUGCCGCUCACGACGGCCUGUCCAGGUCCAGCGACAGCCUCCGCCUCCUGCCGCCGGACCACAUGGUUCGCUCGCAGAGCUUCAGUCACAUGACGCGGGGACCCGGCUCAGGGGCUGCCCUGAUCCCCCGCUCCUACUCCUUCAACCAGGAGCUGCCCCGUCCGAACGCCCGACUGGCGUCGUCUGCCCGCUCCUCCAUUGCUCUGCCCGUCCCCGUGCUCAACGGAGCCAGGGGGGGCAAGACCACUGGCAUUGCUCGUCCGUACCCAGCGGGCAGCUUACUGCUGGCCCCAGCCAAUCAGAAGAAGCCCCUGCUCACUGGACCAGCCCCCAACAAGCCCUCGGCGCUCAGCUACAGGCUGAUGAGGCCUUCACUCAUCCGACAGCCCCGCCCGACGCCCAUCGGGAGGGCGCAGGAGGAGCCGGUGAAGGAGCAGAAGGAGUUGAAGGAGCAGAAGGAGGUGAAGGAGCAGAAGGAGGGAUCACAGGGGGCAUCUGCGGAGGAUGGCCUUGUUGCCCCACACCCCAGCUGCCCCAUGAAGAGCUCCACGAGCCCCACUGCUGCCCCCACAGAGCUCUCAGAGCUGCCAGCCCAGCCCAAAGCAGCCGAGGCCAGAGCAGAUGAGCUCAGAGAUGAAGAUGUCAAAGCAGAUGAGGCCAGAAUAGAGGAUUCCAGAGAUCAGGAUCAAACAGAGCUUGAGUCCCUAGUAGCUGAGUUCAGACUAGAUGUGAUCAGAAUAAUGGAUUGCAGAGAACAGGAGUCCAGACCAGAUUGCCCGUUAAUGCAUCCUGAAUUAGACAAGGCUGAAGCAGGUGAACCCAGAGCAGCAGAUCUUAGUAUAAUCAAGACCAGAGCAAUCGAUCCCAGAGUGGAUGAACUAUCACCUGACGAGCCCAACGCCAAUGACUUCAGUGCAGCGGCAGACAGGGGUGAUCUCCAGGAGUCGUCCCCAGGCAAGAGCUGUGAUCUGGGGGCCGAGAGGGCGGAGGGAGUCCCUGAGCUCUGCGUCACCUCCGUCACAGGCGAGCCCCUGGAGGACAUGUCCCUGUCCUCCACCUCCUCCUUGGAGCGCACCCACGACGACACCAGCGAGGAGUACAUCGACGACUUCGACAACCUGGGCAACGGGGGCGGGGCGCUGCUGCUGCCGCCUCCCACCCACGACGAAGGGCUCGUCCAAUCAGAUCCGCUGUCGGAGGACAACACGCCGGCCAGCCGGCAGCAGGAUGUGUGCUCAGUGACCAGCCUCCACAGCUUCCUGUCCGAGUCGGUAGACUGGGGAGAGAUGGGACUCACCGGUGGUAAGGAGGCGUUCUCGGUGCCGGGUGUGGGGGUGUCGAGUGACGGCGUGUUCCGGGACGGCUCGUCUCUGGACCUGUCUCCCUCGGAUAGCUCGGGGGCCACCUACAUGUGGGACGACGAGGACGGCCUGGAGCCUCUAGGGGGCGCUAUGAUCCCCUGUCACAGCUACGACUCCGACCUCAACAGCAUGGACAUCCUCAACAAUCUGGACAACUUGGAGCCCUGCGACCUGGAAGAAGAUGACCUCAUGUUGGACGUGGACCUGCCUGAGGACGCCUCCCUGCACAGUGAGGCUGAUGGGAGAUGCCACUGGAGGAAGAUGCAGCAGCAGCUGUGGGCUAGACAGGAGCUCCUGCACAACAACAAUAACAGUAGAGAUGGGGUUCUGGAGACGCUGGAUGCUCUAGAUGGUCUGGAUGCUCUAGAUGGUCUAGAAGUUCUGGACGGGCUGGACGAGCUGGACGUUCUGGACGUUCUGGACGUGGAUCACGUGUCUCUGGACGAGCUGACCCUCCAGCACAUGGCCCAGGACUGCACCUCAGUCAAGAAUCAGCUGCUCCAGCUCAAACAGCUGCUACAGGUGGAGGAAGCCGACUGCAGUGAUGAAGGCGUGGCCUCAUCUGAUGCUUUCACUCCAGACUUAUCAGAGGAAGUCAGCUGUGACCAGCAGGUGCAGGAGCUUCUGAUGGAGAUGCAGAAGCUGAGAGAGGAGUUGAGGAACAAAGACAAGAUGAUCGCCCAACUUACCCAACAAAUGCAGAGUGUCCCUGAAGAGGUGGAGGCCAGCAGGUGUUCUUGUCACCUGAGCAAGUCUGAGGUCCAGACGGGCACACGACCCCUGCACCAAGAUGGCACCACCCAAACACCGUGGAGAGGACACGCGGGCCUGCUGCCCCCCCUCUCUCCUGCCCCCCUGGCUCUGCCCAAAGCAGGCCUACCCACGGGCUCGCCUGCCCUUUCUCCACCGACAGAGAGUGGAGCAUCUAGUGCAUUACUUCCGAGAUACAGCGUGCCUCAGACUCUACCGCCUUCCAGAGCCACUUCUGGUCCCCCCCCCCCUCAGAGUGCACUAGUACCCCCCCUCCACACCCAGCAGGAGAGCUCCAGAGGGGGGGUCACCACCACCACCCUCCACACCCAGCAGGAGAGCUCCAGAGGGGGGGUCACCACCACCGCCAUCGCAGCCCGUCCAGCCAAGCCCCAGUCCUGCCCUCCGUCCUGCCUCCACACCCCGUCCACGCCCGAGACCGCUGCACCCCAACACCCCCACGUGCACUGCCACCACACACCCAGCGGGAGGAGGGGACGGGGACGACCGGCCGGCCCCCCCAGACCGGAGCGUGCUCCCAGAGGCCCCCCCGUGGACCGAGCACAGCCCCCCCCCUUCGAGGCGGACUCGCCGGCGGCCCCCCCCGUCCCUCUCCUGAACGCCCGGCUGGUGUCCGCCGCAGAGUGUGGGGGGGGUCAGCGCUCCGGGCAGCAGCCCCCACCUGCCCGAGGGCUGCCCAGCUUCAGUGCGGCCCCCCAGGCCUGCAUGCCCAGUCACGUGCCAGCGGCCAACCCCGGCAUGGGCAGCGCCCGCUCGGCUCUGGUGCCGCCCAGAGGGUACCGGCAGAUGCCCCUCGCCACGUCCGGCCCCGCUAGAGACCUGGAGAACGGCUCAUCACACACACACACACACACGCACACGCACGCACGCACACUGGCACCGCCCAACAACUCACGCCUACCCAAGCCAAAGAGCCACUGACACACACACACGCAUGCACACACACACACACACACACACACACACACACACAGACACACACACACACCGAGAUCUUUGUUCCUUCAGUUCCUCAGUCACACAGAUGAAAUUGCACAUAAACCACGCACAACAAAGCGUCUGAGAUAUCACCUAGGAGCAAGGCCAGACAGCAACAUCCCUUACACACACACACACACACACACACACACACACACACACACACACACACACACACACACACACACACAUAUGUGCAUACCUGGUCCCCGCUAGCAUGAUCCUACUUUCCAAGCAGUGCAAGGUCAGCCAGGCUCUGCGUCUCAGUGGGUGUGCGGCGUCUCUGGCUCUGAUGUGUUUAGUAAACAUGGCGUUUAUCUGCGCCGCUCACACACUCUCAUCCAGACGCACACACGGUAGCACCCGCUGCACAAGGUCACCCAAUAAACACAGAGCUUUUUAUUUA